Messenger RNA from Erythranthe guttata (spotted monkey flower), 1688 nucleotides. RefSeq names its product Pseudouridine synthase family protein. The record is from RefSeq and is a predicted model, not a curated record. Gene Ontology annotation, biological process: enzyme-directed rRNA pseudouridine synthesis. NCBI's taxonomy places the organism in Eukaryota, Viridiplantae, Streptophyta, Magnoliopsida, Lamiales, Phrymaceae. Gene Ontology annotation, molecular function: RNA binding; pseudouridine synthase activity.
CUGUUACUGUAUUCGAUAUUUAAAGCCUCCGAUUACAAAUUCAAAACCCUAAGUUAUGGCGGAGCGACAUCUCCUCCGGCAAAUGUUUCGCCAUUUGCGGCCCAGCGCCGCCGUGUCCGGCGUCAGAGGAAUGUCAACCAAGGCAAUUAACGAACACACGCGUUAUUACGCCACCGCCGCUACUGCGGAGAACUGUGAAAAGGAAAAGAAUUACGAUCAAUGGCUGACCCUGCCUCCAUUUAACCCAAACGCCGACGGUUGUUCGAUCGGAAAAAGGCUUUCCGGCCAACCAGCCGACGCGAAAACGACGGCGCUGAAAUGGAUUCUCAAGUGCUGCCCUCAUAUCCCGAGGUGUCUUGUUCAGAAGCUUUUUCGCUUAAGACAGAUUCGAAAAGAAAGCUCAAAUAUGGAAGACAAAGAACAGCGGCCGAAAAGGAUAGGAGCUAAAGAUCUGAUGGAUAUAGGUGACAGAAUUUUCCUUCCUAAAUCCGUUGAUGGAACCUCUCCUUCAACAACUGCAGAGAGUCGAAACUUUUUCGAUGAAAAAGAAAUGGAAUUUGUUCGUAGCUUAGAGCUGUAUAAGGAUCCAGCUAUCAUUGUCAUCAAUAAACCGCCUGGAUUACCUGUACAGGGUGGCAUUGGGAUAAAGAGAAGUUUAGAUGAAUUGGCUGCCAAAUAUUUGAAAUUUGACUUCACAGAGUCUCCUCGUCUGGUUCACAGGCUUGAUAGAGACAGCAGUGGAAUAUUAGUGAUGGGAAGGACGCAGUUGAGCACUACCAUCCUCCAUUCUGUUUUUCGUGAGAAGACUUUUGGAGCAUCAAAUAAUGUUUGUGGAAAUAAAAAAAUCCUGCAGAAAAAGUAUUGGGCUCUAGUUAUUGGAUCUCCAAGACGUCGUGAAGGACUAAUUUCUGUGCCUUUGGUGAAGGUGGUGCUUGACAAUGGCAAAUCUGAGAGAAUCACUGUAGCAGAAAAUAACAAUACAUUGUCAGCGCAGCAUGCUGUGACAGAAUAUCGUGUGAUAGCGUCUUCAUCCCGUGGUUACUCAUGGUUAGAGCUGUCACCACUUACUGGAAGAAAGCAUCAGCUUCGUGUUCACUGUGCCGAAGUAUUGGGGACACCUAUAGUUGGAGACUACAAGUACGGGUGGCAAGCUCACAAGAAACUAGGACAUCAUUUGGACUCUGUUUCAGAUCCGAAAUGGGGUGACGAAAUAUCCAAAGUAAAAAAUGACACUUUUGCCCUUGAGUUGGAGAGUGGAAGUAUAUCCGAUAAACAGUUUCGUCUUCAUCUUCAUUGUAAGGAGAUGAGUUUACCCGAUAUUACACAGGCCUUGAAAUAUGCCAGUAUAAAUUCCGACCUAGAUACUGCAGAAAUGAAGAGCAUUACGUUAGAGGCUUGUUUGCCUGCACACAUGCAAAGAAGUUGGAGUUUACUGAGUUAGUAUUCAAAGAAGAGGAGAAAGGAUCGUGUUUGCUUUUGGUACUGAUUCAAGUUCCGGGUAAGACUAGUCUUUCUUCGAGAUUAAUAUAAUGUUUAUCGUAAUGCAUAUCACAAUUGAGCUAUUUAUUUAGAUGAUUCUUGAAAUUUAUCAUGUUUAAUCGAACACUAGGGAAAUAGGAAACUAGAAUUUUCUUAAGCCGUGAAUUAUUGCUUUUGCCAAUUGCAACCAUAGUUGUAUUGUCGUUCUU